AUGAAAGUCAAUUUUGAUUUAAUAAAAACAAGAGAACCACAGAUAGUGUUCGAUGUUCCUAUUGACGAAGAUGAUAUUAGAAUGGGUGCAUCGGAUAAAUCAUUUCUAUUUUAUGGUAAUGAUUCAAAGAAAUUAGAUUUAUAUGACCAAACUGGUUUGAAGCAUACUGAGAAAUUAACUAUUACAAGUAAGAUUUGGGAGAUUGUUUGGUCAUCGCAUUUCGAUAGGUAUUUAUUACAAGCGGAUACUUCAUUUUAUACAUAUGAUGAGCAAAAUCAUCAAUUUCAGCUUCUUAAACAAAUUAAACCCGUUGAGCCAAUAAUAAUGUUUUGUGGUUGUACUUGUUUCGAAGAAAUUUUAUUUAUUUAUUAUGAAGGUUGGGGUUGUCGAAUAGAAGAAUGGAAUAUGACUGAUUUCAGCAUAAGAAAGUACUGGAAGAAUGAAACUGAAAGGCGUAUUAUUCAAAUGCUAUUUUCUAUUAAAAAUCCAAAUCAUAUUGGAGUUACUGUUAGUGAUCAAAAAGACAUUCGUCGAUUUGAAUUACGUGACAGAGAUAUGAAAAUAUUGAAAGUUGUUAACAUAGAUCGAUGUUCAUGUCCCAUACCAAUACCGACAACAGGUGAUUGGUUGAUUUCCCAUAGGGAUUCCAAAGUUUUCAGUCUAGUUAAAGACGACUGUACAUCAGAAACGAUUAUUGAAUAUAAUGAGAAUGUUGAAAAAGCCGUAUUUCUUGCUGAUUAUAAUUGUUUGGCCAUUGCAACACAAAAUAAUCAAUUACGUUUUUAUUACGUUUUAUAA
Molecule: messenger RNA, 798 nt
Organism: Didymodactylos carnosus
Lineage: Eukaryota; Metazoa; Rotifera; Eurotatoria; Philodinida; Philodinidae
Source: the annotation of a GenBank genome assembly